Messenger RNA from Priceomyces carsonii, 114 nucleotides. RefSeq lists its product as uncharacterized. The transcript has a single exon. The record is from RefSeq and is a predicted model, not a curated record. Lineage: Eukaryota; Fungi; Ascomycota; Pichiomycetes; Serinales; Debaryomycetaceae. The coding region runs from base 1 to 114 and encodes 37 amino acids.
AUGCACAUGUCUUCUUUUGGACAUGGAAUGAACGCUUACCACAUCUGUUACACAAGGUGUGGGACUUGUUAUGACGUUUACCUAAACUUGGAGUACCCUCUAAUAUUGAGUUAG